This is a messenger RNA of Trachymyrmex cornetzi, 2176 nucleotides long. RefSeq names its product cyclic AMP response element-binding protein A. Gene Ontology annotation, biological process: regulation of transcription by RNA polymerase II. Gene Ontology annotation, molecular function: RNA polymerase II cis-regulatory region sequence-specific DNA binding; DNA-binding transcription factor activity, RNA polymerase II-specific. NCBI's taxonomy places the organism in Eukaryota, Metazoa, Arthropoda, Insecta, Hymenoptera, Formicidae. Bases 308 to 2086 code for a protein of 592 amino acids. The record is from RefSeq and is a predicted model, not a curated record. Gene Ontology annotation, cellular component: nucleus. The transcript is spliced from 6 exons.
UUGGCAGUCUGGUACUGCAUCGUAUUUUCGUAGGAAAGGUGUGAGGUGUGAAUCCAUCAAUUUGCGCGUACCAACAUUUCUAAAUGUUAAAAAUGUGAAAAUGUCGGUAUGACAAAGGUGUGCGGAAGGUGUUGAGCGAAAUUUCUCAACGGUUCAAAGUGUGCGUUCGAAAAACGUGCCACAGGGUGGGGCGAGAGUAAAAGUAAGAAGCAAGAUUGGGCUGCCUCGCGUUUACGACUUGACGUCAAUCGGUGAUGAUCACGUAUCGUUAAAUGCUGAAUUGUUCGACAACUAUUUCAUUAUAGUGAUGUCGUCAGACAUGAAUCUGUUUGAUUUGCUGGAGGACACGUUUCUCAAAGGGGACGUUAAGGAUGAGUUACUAGUUGACCAUAAUUAUGGCGACGUCAUCACGACAGAAGAAUGCCCCAUGAAUUCCGAUGAUGACCUGUUUGCCUCGAUCUUGAAGAUGGAGGAGGAUCCACUUGGUUUCAAUUUGAUUGGGAAGGAUAUGGAAACAGUCGCAUCCUCCUCGUCGGACAGUGGACUCUCCAGUGCGCUAAGUCUUUCUUAUGAACAGCAAUUGAGUCCGUAUUUGUCGAGAACGGACAAUAAUGAGGAAGAAGAUAUCGGUAAUUCUGACUUAAAAAGUCCGCAAGAAUUUAUGGACUUUGAAGCUGCGGUUAGUCCGUCUUUAGGCAGCAUAGAUAGUUCUGUCAAAUCUGUCGUGAGCUCGAAUAUCGGUUCACCAAUUACCGAUGUGGCCGAAGAGAUGGAUUACGAGCCAUCUUUAGUUGCUAUUGUAACGCCAAACAAUACUAUGCCAAGUUUGAGCACUACUGUUGCUACCGAACAACCGGUUGUUAAUAUCGAUUCAACAACUAAACAACAAGUUCAACUUACACCACAAGAGAACGCCGUAAAUAUUCGCAAUUUAACGUGUAAUGGAAAACGAAAUAUUCGACAAUUGAUACGCGUCACUCCAAUGGGUUCCGGUAAUCCGCGAUCUAUCCUAUUGCCAGUGAGUUUGAAAGACAUGAAGGAAGUCCGAACUAUUAAAAUCAUGACAACACAAGCGAAAAACUUGAAAGGCUUCAAGAUCAAUCAAGCAAACAUAAUCAAUAAACCUAUUCAGAUGACUAUCAAACAAGAGGAUUCUAGCAGUGAUAAAGGUUGUAAUUCCAGUGAUGAAGUAACAUCAGAAACUGACUCGACUUAUCCACGAUUAAAGUUAAAUGCAGAAGAAAAGCGAUUAUUGCAAAAAGAAGGCAUUACAUUGCCUAGUCAUUAUCCAUUGACAAAGCACGAAGAACGUGAAUUAAAGAGAAUCAGACGCAAGAUUCGUAAUAAAAUAUCUGCGCAGGAUUCUCGCAAGAGGAAAAAGGAAUACGUGGACGGCUUGGAAGAUCGCGUCAAACAGUGUACAGAAGAGAAUAUAACUUUGCUGAAACGAAUAAAAGCUUUACAGUCGCAAAAUCAAAGCUUGGCCGGCCAAUUAAAGAGACUACAAGCGCUCAUACAAAAGGGCAACAAGAGCGCCCAACCGGCAACUUGUCUGAUGGUCUUGUUGCUUUCGUUAGCUCUUGUCGCUUUACCGAACUUGCGACCACAUUCCAACAAUAAUAAUAACGAUUUGACACAAGAACAGGAACAACCAGAGAAAACAUCACUCCCAGGUCGCUCGAGAACUUUAUUAUAUACGAAGCAGCUAAUGGAUGAAGAAUUACAGCAAUAUGGUGAAGAGUUGUUGCAGGAGGUCGAGGGUCUUCUAGAUCACGAUUACAGCCCAGUAAUACAAAUGCCUCUCUAUAAACGUCCUCGUAUUGACAGCGAAACUACUCCUAAAUAUGUCUCUUCUAUAAAUCAUGUGGGAGGUACGCUUGGUUUAAAAUCAGAUCUUGCCAUCUCAAAGACGAAGAAACAAUAUAUCGAACCACCAUUGGAUGAUAUAUGGCCACCGCCAAAUCCAGGCGGACAGAAGACAGUAAAAAUGGAUAAACUCGAAACUAUUACUAACGAGCUCAAGAUUAAUAUUUCCGAUGCUGAAGGUACUAGAACAGUUCUUAUCAAAAUGCCUCAUGAUAAGUAAGACGGAAGAUGUUUACUUUUGCAACGAUACAAUAGUAUCUUUUUUGGCUUACGAAUUUACAACGAUUAUAAAUAUAUCUUAUUAUUAGUG